Messenger RNA from Funneliformis geosporum, 813 nucleotides. Lineage: Eukaryota; Fungi; Glomeromycota; Glomeromycetes; Glomerales; Glomeraceae. The record is from the annotation of a GenBank genome assembly.
AUGUCUGAUCUUAGCAGUCAAUCAAUUGCAACGUUUAAAAAGCACCUAGCCUCUCAACCUAUUUAUGCAUCUCCAAAGAUUACAAAUAAUGCGGCUUCCUCGAUUUCACAAGGUUCUGCACAAAGGUCAAAUGCAGAUCCGUUACCAAUUUCUAAGAAAAAGAAACCAAAGCCUGUUUAUUCGCAACCAAGUGAUACUGGCGUCGUAAGACAUACUUUGAGUCAGCUUCAUAAAGAUAGAAUGGAUGUCCCACAAACAGCUAAAGAUCUCAAAACAAACAAUAUCGCUGAUAUCAUUUCCAAUAAAGACCUUUAUAACCUUAUGAUUAAAAAUGAAAAAAUCAAGUAUAAUAGUGCUGAUUGUACAUUUCAAUACAAGGAAGAUUUGUUAAACCUUUUGAAAGAAAGACAAGAAAAAGUUGGGGCUUCGUGUGGAAUGCCAUUUAGGGAAUUAGACGAUUGCAUAGAUUUGUCAAAUGCGAUUCAGGAAUUAGAAAGUGAGGGUAAAAUAAUGGUGAUACGUCUGAUGAAGGAUUCAUCACCUCGAUUAUUAUAUUACAAUGACCUAAAGUAUAAUACUCCUAUGGACAAAGGUUUGUUAUAUUACAAUGACUCUACACCUAUGGACUUAUUACCAGAUGAGAUUGAUUUGAAGAAAUCACUUGAAGACGCUGGUUUACAAACUAUGGCGGUACUCGAGAAUAAAACUCGUGCCGAAGACAGACCAAAACAGCGAAAGAGAAAACAAACAAAUAGAAAACUUAAGAUUACCAAUACUCAUCUGGAAAAUUUUCUUAUGCCGACAAAAUCUUAA